Monosiga brevicollis MX1 is the source of this 957-nucleotide messenger RNA. RefSeq lists its product as uncharacterized. Gene Ontology annotation, molecular function: transcription corepressor activity; histone deacetylase binding. Gene Ontology annotation, cellular component: nucleoplasm. The transcript has 3 exons. Gene Ontology annotation, biological process: negative regulation of transcription by RNA polymerase II. Bases 10 to 534 code for a protein of 174 amino acids. The record is from RefSeq and is a predicted model, not a curated record. Lineage: Eukaryota; Choanoflagellata; Craspedida; Salpingoecidae.
CGGGCUGAUAUGCCGCGCGAGUUUACCUUCCAUGAACUGGACAUGUUUGAGAUUGGUCUCAGUGCGUUUGGCAAGAACUUUCCAGCCAUACAGCGCCGGUAUUUAAGCCAUCGAAGCGUUCGCGAAGUGGUGCGAUGCUAUUAUGACUGGAAGAGAACGCCGCGCUAUGACCUAUGGGUCAUGGUCAGUGGUUUCCACGGUGAACAGCGGGAGGCACUGAUUGAGCAGAUUGCUGAGAGCGUCGAACGGAGCCGUUCGCCUCACGCUCUGCCCUCGAACUUGACUUUGGGUGACGCAACGCUUGAGACAGCUUCUGAGUGGGUGGCAUCAGCUGACACCCUCACUGCCGCAAGUGAUCAGACUUCAGGAGCACCUGAUCCGGCCAAGGCGACGUUGGCAGUAACGGCCGGCCUGCUCUCUUCGCCGCGGCACAACACUGGAGACGCUGAUGUGGAUAUUGACUUUUUGAGUCCCAUCAAGGACCUUGAGUCCAUAGCCGGUUCAUUGGCGAGCGAGCCUCACAUGUCUUUGUGAGGCAGCAAUGUUCAUGAUGUCCUUUUGGUUGAGCCCGGGUCUGAUGGACCCGAGCUAGGAUGCGGCGUAUGUACAGGUGUACAGGGGGCGACCUUGCAGCUUAUUAGCCACUGUCGUGGUCGACCCUUCCUAGGCUCAGGUGUUUUCGUGUUAGAUGAUUUAUGAUUUGCUUUGGUUUCGCUUAGUAUCUGCCCUUUCUAUCCGUCUUUAUCCCUGCCCAGGUGUUUCCUUGCGUGUUUGUUCUUGUCAUAUCCUCGUUUGCUUGUUUAUUUCCUUUUUUUUUCUCCCUCUCCCUCUACUCUUUGCGAGCCUGGUGCUCCGCAAUGCCAUUGGGCCCUUGCAUCAGGGUCUAUCCACAGGCCUUCUUGACCUGGGCAUUGAUGAUUGACUCGUUGCCGCUGAGCGGUCUGAAAGUAUCCAAUU